Messenger RNA from Planococcus citri (citrus mealybug), 2402 nucleotides. RefSeq names its product terminal uridylyltransferase Tailor-like. The record is from RefSeq and is a predicted model, not a curated record. Lineage: Eukaryota; Metazoa; Arthropoda; Insecta; Hemiptera; Pseudococcidae. Gene Ontology annotation, molecular function: RNA uridylyltransferase activity. The transcript has 4 exons. Bases 535 to 1467 code for a protein of 310 amino acids.
UUGGAGCUAGUUAGAGUUGCUCACGAAAUGAAGUUUUUCAUUUUGCUUUUGGUUGGGCAGGAGCUAAUCUUGAUUUCGGACGAUCCGAAUAAUGUCCUCUGUCUUUUUUAAAUUUUUUUUAUUGAGAUGAGUCAUCAGCCAUCACAUAUUCACAUUGCUGCAGGUGGGUAGUGCCGCUGGCACUCUGGCAGUCUGCGAGUCUGGCUGGUGAAAGGUUGUGGCUAGAUAUUUCAAGUUUCAAGGUUGUUUUAUUUCUAUUUCAACUCCCACUCCGUAGACCGAAUGAUAAAUUCUUUUUCUUCUAUUAAAUACGAAUUCCAGCAUCACUCACCAGCACUCCAGCAGACGCAGUGUCACAGUGUGAGUGUGUAGUUCGUAUUCGUACUGUUUCGUGGCGUGUUAUCGUGUUGAAUAACACUAUUCGUAUUUCGAUUUUCAUUUCAUUUGGAUUGGAUUGGAAGGAAAUCAAGAGAACGUGUUCAAAUAACGUUUGUCUAUUCCCGUUGAAUUUUCAUAUCGUAGAGGCAACCGAUAAUGGAUUCACAGAAGAUACCGCGUCUUCAAGAGGAUAUUAUAUCUCAGUUGAGACUGCGCGGCUUCAAAAAUUCGCCCAAGAAUGUGAAAACGAGGGAUGAGACUAUUUCUAAAAUUGAUUUCAAAUUGUCUACGCUUCCGCUUAGUUUGAGAUCUCCGGCCACAUUUAUGGAAGCUGUAACGUUAAUAGAGAAGGAAAUCGUUCAAAAAGUUAAUGAAAUCAGUUUGCCCGAAUAUAAAGCAAGUGAAAUCCUACAAUCGGUGACUCGCGAUCUAAAGACAGUUUUUGGAUCCAACGAUAUACGAGUGAAUGGCAAACCUAUUGUGAAUGAAUGGGAGGUGUACGGUUCCUUCAAGAAUGGACUUUGUUGUAACGACAGCGACAUCGAUUUCCACAAUGGAUCAUUCGAAAAUCUUCUCAACUCCGACGCAGUAGAUCUUGUAACCAAAGUCUGGGAAGUUUUCGAAAAUAAUGCCAACUUCGAUCGCGUAAAUUUAAUCAAGACAGCGCGAGUUCCACUGGUUGUGUUGAAACACAAGCGCACCGGAAAAGAAUGCAGUAUUUCAUUCUCCGGCAAAAUGGGAGUGUAUAAUUCGUUGUUAACGAAACUGUAUUUAGAACAGCAUUCGAGUAUGAAAGUUUUGACGUUGUUUCUGAAAUACGUAUUAGUACGCCAUGACUUGCACGGAACCGGUAAAAUAACCACUCAUAUGAUAUUUUGGUUGGUGGUGUUUUUCAUGCAACAAAAAAAACUGCUACCUCCCGUCAAAGAUGUACGUCAAGCGGCUGUACGAAAAAAUUACGUACGGAAUUGGAAUUAUUCGGUUCAGAUAGCUACCCGAAAAGUCAGCAGGCUGGAUAUUCAGCGGAAGAAUCCAUCGUUUCUUUAUAUCGAGGUUUUUUGGAAUUUUAUAAAAAUUUCAGUUUCUUAAAAUACGUCAUCUGUCCAUAUUUCGGAUACGCGAUACCUAUUGAAAACUUGGAAACAUUGGAUAUACCUCAUGAAGCUUAUAUUGGUCCAAGAUACCCAAACGUGAACGGCGAUGGAUUGCAUUCGUUCACUAGAAGUUGCAUGAAUAUUCAAGACAUGUCCACUCUGAGUGUUAAUUUAACCGCGAGUGUGUCGCUGAAAGUAGUGAACGAGUUCAGAGUCGUUUGCGAACAUCUUUUCAAUGACUGCGAGAAAGCUUUGAACGAAGGGCGUUUCUUUAAAAUUCCUCCAGAAUUCGAAUUAGAAUCGAUGAAGCUUCUUUAUAAGAACAUCAAUCAAACGGGGUCAUUCGAUCGAGAUUUCAAAUGUAUAGAAGGACUUGCCGGUGAUGUGAAGGAGUAUUUAAUCAACGGUAUUCGCAACUUGAUGGAAAUCGUUUUUGGAUUUAAAUGCGACAAAAUCAUAAGCCAAGAAGUUACGGAAGUUGAUCAUAAACAAGGCGAUCCGGUCGUGAAGAAAGUACCUGUCUUAUAUAUGACUUACAGUACAACAGAUGAUACUUUGAGCAACAAAUACGUGUUAUCUAUGUUUGAAGAAAGUUCCUCUUGCUUAAAAGACAAUUUCGGAAUUUUUUUCUUUUUCGAAAUUCGCGAAGAUUUGGAACUUGUUAGAUUAUUGGUUGAAGGAGAUAGCCGAUUCGUCGAGUAUAAUUAUGCAGACCUGUGUAGAGAAUUCGAUAAGUCAAUAGAUACCUACUACCUAGACUUCCCUGCCUUCCUACGUAGUUUUUCGAUUUUGUUUGACGGUUGAUUCAAUACUGCUUUAGUUUAUCAGUUUUUUGUAUUUCUUUUUAGUUGUUUACCUAUAUAUAUUUUUUAAAUGCGGCUCUUGGCCUUUUUUUUACACGCUGCUUUCUGAAUAUAAUUUUUCAAAUUA